CACGCUUGUCUGUCCCCACUUCCAACCCCCAAUCUCAUCCAAACAAACUUGGCGCAACAAUCAACUGCCGGCAGCUCUUACACGUCAGCUUUCUCCUCUGCGCGACCCUCGUAGCGAUCAAAACGCCCCUGCUCUCGUAAGCAUAUAAUAAGCAGCCGCGGAAACCUCGGGAUUGUCCACAAACAACCUCAACACGACCGAGUUUUGAGAAUCUGAGAAAUCACACAUUUUUCAUCUCCAGACGCACGACGCAACAAUGUCCAACCAAGGAUACUACCAAGGCGCUCCUCAGUACCCCCAGCAAAGAGUUAUCAAACAGCGACGCAGGACCCCGAAGCCCUUUGGUUCUAGUCUGAAGCUCAAAAACGAGCUUUCUAAGACCGGAAUUGAUGAGCGCUCCAGAUUGACGCAGACCUCCAAACGCAACGCGAUUGAACCGCCGCUUCUCCUUCUCCCAGGCGAGAUACGCAACAAGAUCUGGGAUAAUGUAAUGAGCAACCACUUGAUCUCGAUACACGGGGAAUUCAGGGGGGUCAUUAAGAGAAUACGUACAUUCCACAGAUAACAACAAAGUGAUU
Bipolaris maydis ATCC 48331 is the source of this 578-nucleotide messenger RNA. Lineage: Eukaryota; Fungi; Ascomycota; Dothideomycetes; Pleosporales; Pleosporaceae. The record is from RefSeq and is a predicted model, not a curated record.